Aspergillus tubingensis is the source of this 1278-nucleotide messenger RNA. Its product is annotated as F-box protein. Lineage: Eukaryota; Fungi; Ascomycota; Eurotiomycetes; Eurotiales; Aspergillaceae. The transcript has a single exon. The record is from RefSeq and is a predicted model, not a curated record. Bases 1 to 1278 code for a protein of 425 amino acids. Gene Ontology annotation, molecular function: protein binding.
AUGGCGAACAACCAGUCUGUCCAAGAAAAAUUCAGCGAAGCAGACAUUCUUCGUGCAACAAGUUACCACCGCCGAGACUUCGAGUUGGCGGUAAUUAGUAUCAGACCCUCUGAAAUCGAGAAACUUCUACCUGGCAUCAGGGAUGCAUUCAACCGCCCAUUUAAUCCAGCGAAGCCCGGCCUUCUGGACCACCUGCCGGUCGAAAUCUUCCACAAAUGUCUCCUGGGCCUGGACCUCAAGACUCUCUUUGGGCUUCGCCAAGUCAACGCCCGUACCCGCGACAUCGUCAGUACCUUCAAACCUUACCAGAAAGCCAUGAUGUACGCCCAAGAUCUCGUAUGUGCACUCCUCCGCACCGGUCUAGCAAAAUGGUACACCUUGGACGACAUCUUCGACGUCCUCCACAUACGCGAGUGCACGAUCUGCGGCGCCGACUUCGGCGGAUUCGUCUUACUUCUCCCUCCCAACCUAACCAGAUGUUGCUUUUCAUGUGUCCGCACGAAAUCCGGAGUUGGCCAACACGUCAUUGACCCGACCACUCGCCGCUUCCACUUCGAGCGCGAUUACGAGCUAAUCACCCUCUCCGAGGCUCACAAUCUCUAUGGAGUGAGCCCAGCAGUUCUGCGCCGCGAAAACGUGCCCAUCUUGAAAUCACUCCCCGGGGUGUAUGGCAUGAAAGAAACGGAGCGCAAAAUGCGCCACUCGCUUGUGCACGAUAAAGCGGUCCGCGAGCUCAGCACUAACCACAAACGCGGCCUUCCCUGGUCGGAUACGUCUCGCCGCAGUGGGGAGAUGUUCCUGCGAUGGUGCAUGGCUACUAUUGCACUGCCUUGGGUGGAUCCGGAGACUGGGGAGAUUGAUCGUGGGGUCUCGUGCAGGGGCUGUCAAUGGCGGUUUGAGCAGGUAUCGUCUGACGAGAGAAGUUUCGGAUCUUUGUCUGCGUCCAGAGAUAAGGUAUACUCGGAGUCUUCGUUUCUGGUGCACUUUUGGGGUUGUAAACAUGCGAAGAAGCUUUGGGAGGAGAGUAAGAAGGGGGCGGUGGUGGUGGGGGAUUCGGAGUUUGUGCGUCGCGGAGGAUUUAUCAAGGACCGGAAAGAUGAUAUUGCCUUGGAGGUGGUUGCUAGGAAGAGACCUAGAUCUACGGUUGGCCAAAUAGGCAGCGAAGCUGAGGAGUUCUACUGGAUUCUGAAUUCUAACGGCACUUUGACGCCGUCUUGGUCGCUGUCGAGGAAUCGGCCGUUCGUGAAUGCUGGAUUCGAGUCGAGGGAGCGUGGUUGA